AUGGUGGACUUGAACGCCAAUAAAGUUGUAAGAAAAGGAGACAGCAUACUUGUAUAUUUGAAUCAGCCGGAGGACUUCAUAUAUGACAUAGAUGGCAUAGCAAUUGAAUACAAUGAAUCGAAGAAAAGCGUAGAAGUGAUUAAUGAUCUGAUACCGGAGUUCAUUAAGGACAACAUGAAGAAGUUCUUUAGAGGGGAUAUAAAGAGAUACAUAGAGUUUUUAGAAAGAAAUCUGGAGACAUUUUUCAAGGGUGAGGUUCCGGAGAUAGAAGGGGAAGGAAAGGCAAAAAGGCCUUUUGAGCUGCCAGGGGACUAUAAGUUUCCCAUUAAUAGAAGAGUACAGAUGAAUGUGGCUAUGGAGGUGGAAAAAAGAUACGCUUCUGUAGUUUCUUGCGAAUGCCUUAACUUGCAAGUUGAGUGUAACAGGUGCAAAAGAAGUCUGAAUAUGCCGGGGACAGCGGAGUGCCCUGGAUGCAAGUGCAGGCUGGAAAUAAACUACAUCCCCUGUGUAGACUCAGAAUUCUUGGGGUUUCUAAGUCUCCAUGGCUGCAAGUUGAUCUGCUUCAACCCUUCUAGGUACCAGCUUUCUUGUGACAGUUGCCAUAUGAACUACGAGACAAGUGAGAUGGGUAUAGGCGACACCUUUCGUAUAAAGUGCUAUGAGUGCUUGUCAAACAUCGUUCUGAAGAUAUCCAGCAUAAAUCUUAUACAAAAGAAGAAGGAAACACUGAAACCAGGGCAGCCACUGCCUGACAAGGGUGCAUGCAAGCAUUAUAAAAAGUCGUACAGAUGGUUCAGAUUUCCUUGCUGCAACUCUCUCUACCCUUGUGAUAUAUGCCAUGACGAAGAGAGCGGGCAUGUACAUCAGAUGGCUAACAAGAUGGUUUGUGGAAUGUGCUCAAAAGAGCAGGGUGUUAGCAAGACAUGCGAUUGCGGGAUGAGCCUGAAGAGAUCUACCUCGUUUUGGGAGGGCGGAAAAGGUAGCAGGAAUAAGGCAACGAUGAGCAGAAAAGACAGAAAAAAGUAUACUAAAUAA
Molecule: messenger RNA, 1035 nt
Organism: Encephalitozoon hellem ATCC 50504
Lineage: Eukaryota; Fungi; Microsporidia; Unikaryonidae
Exons: 1
Coding region: 1-1035 (344 amino acids)
Molecular function (GO): zinc ion binding
Source: RefSeq, a predicted model, not a curated record